Molecule: messenger RNA, 3854 nt
Organism: Sciurus carolinensis (gray squirrel)
Lineage: Eukaryota; Metazoa; Chordata; Mammalia; Rodentia; Sciuridae
Gene: Gdpd5
Product: glycerophosphodiester phosphodiesterase domain containing 5
Exons: 20
Coding region: 1122-2954 (610 amino acids)
Biological process (GO): lipid metabolic process; positive regulation of neuron differentiation
Cellular component (GO): plasma membrane
Molecular function (GO): glycerophosphodiester phosphodiesterase activity
Source: RefSeq, a predicted model, not a curated record
GCCUCAGCUGGGCUCGGCUCUGCUCGGCUUGGCUCGGGCUGCAGCUCUGGUGGGGGUGGGUGGCCAGGAUGACAGCGGCGGUGGCAGCGGCUGCGAUGCGGGGCUAAACGAGCGGCGAGCGAGCAGGGAAAGAGGAGGAAGUGAAGCUGCUGCCAGGAGCUCGGGACUCAGCCGUCGUGCCGAGGUCCGCCCCGUUUUGCAGAGCGAACUGCGUCCAGACCUGGGAAGACUUCCCCGCGGGGCUCCGGCCGCCGCGCCUCCCAGGCGGCGCCUGCCCUGCCCUGCCCUGCCCGACCCAGCCCCGGGUUCCGCGCCUGGACUCUCUCAGCCCCGAGGUCCGGAGCGGACUCACGGGACGCCCAAGUCUCGGCCCUGACCCGGAGCGCCGGGACGGGACACCCCAGACUCCACAUUCGCGUCCAUCGUUGCGGGUUUAUUCCCAGCCUUUCUAUCAGUGUGUGUCGGAGCCCCCAGCCUUUCGCCCAGGGGUUAGCGUGAGGUGACCCCAGCCUCCGACUGCAGUGCAAAGGAACCCGGACGUCCCACCCUCCGGCUCCCGGAGAACCGAACCUUCAGCUGCCUCUGACCGACUGUCUCAGACUUGGAACCGGAGAGCUCCUGGGAAGCCCCGCCCGGGUCCAGCGCCCCGCGAGGGGUCCCAGGCCGGCCAGACAGUCGGACUGAGCCACUGGGCUCGUGCUGUGAGUCGAAGCUGCCACCUUCCUCCCGCCCAAGCGCUUGCCCCGAAAGGAACACAGACGCCCUCUGCCCCGGCUGCAGCAACCACACCCUGAGGCCUGCUGUGGACCCAGAAAAUCAGCCAGACCUUGGAGACAGUGUGGCAUAGCAGGGAAGAGUGGCUUCUGGGACUGUACUGGUUCCAGGGAGUUCUCGACUAUUUCUUAGAUGGAGGUAUGAAGGAACGGGUGCGCCAUCAUGGGGAAGCCGCUUCUGAUGUGGACUCAGCAGGACUUGGGUGUUCCAGUGAAGUGACAUCACCACCUCCGUGGACAGGACACCCUCAGGAGCUCAGCUAGCAGCCACUGGUACAUCUUUCAGCAGGACCGCCAGCGGCCUCCAUGGGUGCUUGAGGGCUGGGCGCCAGGGCGGCGGGCACGAGCAUGGUGAGACACCAGCCGCUGCAGUACUACGAGCCCCAGCUGUGCCUCUCCUGCCUCACCGGCAUCUACGGCUGCCGCUGGAAGCGCUACCAGCGCUCUCAUGAUGACACCACACCGUGGGAACGCCUGUGGUUCCUGCUCCUCACCUUCACCUUCGGCCUCACGCUCACCUGGCUGUACUUCUGGUGGGAAGUCCACAAUGACUACGAUGAAUUCAACUGGUACCUCUACAACCGCAUGGGCUACUGGAGUGACUGGUCUGUGCCCAUCCUCGUGACUACAGCUGCUUCCUUCACCUACAUUGCAGGCCUCCUGGUGCUGGCACUAUGUCACAUUGCUGUGGGGCAGCAGAUGAAUCUGCACUGGUUGCACAAGAUUGGGCUGGUGGUUAUCCUGGCCUCCACAGUGGUCGCCAUGUCAGCAGUGGCCCAGCUGUGGGAGGACGAAUGGGAGGUGCUGCUGAUCUCCCUACAGGGCACAGCACCAUUUCUGCACAUGGGGGCCCUGGCUGCCAUCACUGCACUCUCCUGGAUCGUGGCUGGACAGUUCGCCCGUGCAGAGCGGUCCUCUUCCCAGGUGACCAUUCUCUGUACCUUCUUCGCUGUGGUCUUUGCCCUCUACCUGACUCCUCUUACCAUCUCCUCUCCCUGCAUCAUGGAGAAAAAGGACCUGGGCCCCAAGCCUGCCCUCAUCGGCCACCGCGGGGCUCCAAUGCUGGCCCCAGAACAUACGCUGAUGUCCUUCCGGAAGGCACUAGAGCAGAAGCUGUAUGGGGUCCAGGCUGACGUCACUGUCAGCCUGGAUGGUGUGCCCUUCCUCAUGCACGACGCCACCCUGCGGCGCACCACCAACGUGGAGCAGGCAUUUCCGGAGCUCGCCCGCAGGCCCGCCUCCAUGUUCAACUGGACCGUCCUGCAGAGGCUCAACGCGGGGCAGUGGUUCCUGAAGACUGACCCCUUCUGGACCACCAGCUCCCUGUCACCCUCCGACCUCAGGGAGGCCCAGAACCAGUCCAUCUGCAGCCUGGAGGAGCUGCUGGAACUGGCCAAGGGCAAUGCCACACUGCUCCUCAACCUCCGCGACCCGCCCCGGGAGCACCCCUACCGCAGCAGCUUCCUCAACGUCACACUGGAGGCCCUGCUGCGUUCUGGUUUCCCGCAGCACCAGGUCAUGUGGCUACCUAACAGGCAAAGGCCCCUCGUACGGAAGGUGGCUCCUGGGUUCCAGCAAACGUCAGGCUCUAAGGAGGCUGUUGCCAGUCUGCGGAGAGGCCACAUACAGCGGCUGAACUUGCGCUACACUCAGGUGUCCGGCCAGGAGCUCAGGGAGUAUGCAUCCUGGAACCUGAGUGUGAACCUCUACACUGUCAACGCGCCGUGGCUCUUCUCCCUGCUGUGGUGCGCUGGGGUCCCAUCUGUCACCUCUGACAACACCCACAUCCUGUCCCAGGUGCCUUCCCCCAUCUGGAUCAUGCCCCCGGACGAGUACUGUCUCAUGUGGGUCACCGCCGACCUGAUCUCCUUCACCCUCAUCGUUGGCAUCUUCGUGCUUCAGAACUAUCACUUGAUCAGGUGGCGCCUGGGAGGCAUUCGAAGCUACAACCCUGAGCAGAUCAUGCUGAGUGCUGCAGUGCGCAGGACCAGCCGGGACGUCAGCAUCAUGAAGGAGAAGCUCAUCUUCUCAGAGAUCAGCGAUGGCGUGGAGGUCUCCGAUGAGCUCUCCGUAUGUUCAGAUAGCAGUUACGACACAUACGCCAACAGCACUGCCACCCCGGUGGGCUCCCGAGGGGGCGGCAGCCGCACCAAGACCCUUACAGACCGGGGUGGGCGUUAGCUGAAGACCUGUCUGUCUCAGCCUGUACCUAACAUAGAAACGAGGAGAGCCCAAAGAGCUGGCUGAAGAGUGUUGGACCUCUCGGAGAGCCCCUGGAGCUGGCUCUGCAGCCUCCGCACGGGCUCUGGCUCCUUGUCGCCAUGACCUCUCUUGGAGGGUGUCUCCUCUCCCCUGAGGCCCAGCUGGGCCAGGAUUCCAGCCUUUCGGAUGCCCCUGCAGGCCUGGGGCUCCUCCUUCUGGGAAGUGUGGGUCUGGGCCUGGGCCUGCUCUCACAGCCCUCUCUCACAUCCUAGCCUGGAAGCUUUGAUGGGUCACUGGACAGUGCCAUGUUCUAUGGCCAUGGAGGGUGUGAUUACUCACCCUUGCCCACCUGUGUCUGUCUACCUGUCCAUGCCAUGGGCAACUGACUUCUCCGUUUUUAUCCUGUCUUGAGGACCUGGGCUGGGCCUCUACCCCUGGCCCCCUGGCAGCUCUUCUCUCCAUGUGGGUCUUAAAGCACAAAGGAGGUUCUGCCCAGUAGGAAAGCCAGUGGCUGUGUUAGAGCAUCCUCCUCCCCAACCAGCCUCCCACCACCACCAGCCCCUGCCCCAGCAGAGGGCUUGAACUGUGUCCCCUACAAGGAGCUGGAGAUGGCUGGAAAUGCAAGGUCAGGGCUGCUCUAUCUCUCACCCAAGUGUCCAACAGGCCUCUGGGGCAGAGGUGGCCCUGAGGUCCAGGAGAUCUAUAGACUGAUACAACCUCAGGUUUCCCCCUUGUGGCUACAGGGCAAGGACCCCUUGGGAAAAGUGUUCUAAGCAUGAUAAAGUGUGGACAUGUGGCCAAGUAGGCCUGCAGUGGAGGGAGCCCGAGGGCCUCAGCCAGGAUGAUUAAAGCUGCCAUCUUGAUGUGUGUUGUCUCUGA